Molecule: messenger RNA, 6220 nt
Organism: Punctularia strigosozonata HHB-11173 SS5
Lineage: Eukaryota; Fungi; Basidiomycota; Agaricomycetes; Corticiales; Punctulariaceae
Product: chitin synthase
Exons: 13
Coding region: 1-6003 (2000 amino acids)
Cellular component (GO): cell septum; cell periphery; myosin complex
Molecular function (GO): cytoskeletal motor activity; ATP binding; chitin synthase activity
Source: RefSeq, a predicted model, not a curated record
AUGGCUUCAUCGUUGACAACGUCGCCGGCCGUGCGUAGCGGCGAACUUACCGACCUCGUAUCGACAUCUGCCUCCGCGACCGUCUACCCCACUGACGACUCAAUACUUACCGUCCUUCAAGCCCGAUUCCGGUCCGACCAGCCCUACAGUAGAAUAUCGACCUCUAAUUACGUCGUUGUCAACCCCUACAAGGCGCUCGCCAACACGAACGACGUCAGCGCCCGCGAGUAUGAAGAACGCUGCUACAAGGACACCAAUUUGCAGCUGCCGGGCACGCCGUCGGUUCAGCCUCAUAUGUAUGAACUGGCGGCACGUAUAUAUCUGCUGAUGAGGAGAAGAAACGAGUCGCAGUCGGUGGUAUUCAGAGGUAUCACUGGUUCUGGAAAAUCGUCAAGCUCUCGGCUGGUCGUUGAGCAGAUCCUCCGCAUGUCCGCCCAUUCUAAGCGCGAAAUCAAGCUCGCCGAACAGGUGAAGGCCCUUACGACGCUCCUCGACUCGUUCGGUAACGCGAAGACACUCAUUAACCCCAACGCGUCCCGCCAUGGCCGCUACUUGGAGCUCCACUUCAACGAGCGCGGCCGCAUUGGCUCAGCCAAGGUGCUGACAUACGGCCUCGACAAGUCGCGCCUAAACCGCUUGACGCACGAGGAGCGGACGUACCAUGUCUUCUACCAGUUUCUUGCAGGGGCCACUGCUGAAGAACGCGAUCACUUCAAUCUAGAAGAUCCGUCCGAUUACGCCCUCCUUGCGUCCUCGGGAUGCUACCGUUUGCCGGGUGGCCCCUUCAGCGACGAUUCCGUCGCGAUGGAUGAGCUCCGUGCGUCGAUGAAGACACUUGGCUUCAAGCCAAAGCACAUCUCCGCUAUCUUCACUGUCCUUGUCGCCAUCCUUCUCCUCGGGAACAUCGAGUUCGCGGAUGGUGACGCCCGCGAUGUCUCAGCCUACGUCGUCAACACCCCUAUCCUUGAACAGGUUGCGCUCUUGCUCGGCGUCCCUUCCGAAGAGCUUGCGCAGAUCCUCACCAACAAGACUAGUUACGUUCGCAAGGAGCUAUAUACAGUCUUGCUCAACGCUGAGCAGAGCGCGGCACAGCGGGACUCACUUGUCCGCGACCUUUAUGCUAUCCUCUUUGCAUUCGUCGUGGAGACUGCCAAUCACCGCAUCGCUCCUGGUCCUCAAGAUCUGCCGCCGUCCGCCCAGCUCGUCCUCUUGGAUCAGCCUGGUUUCCAGAGUCGCGCUCCGACCGGCACCAACUCCAUGGCCCUUACGGGAGCUGCUCCACUCAUCUCUGCCUAUGGGCAGAACGGCUUCGACGAAUUCUGCAUCAACUUCCAGGAUGAACUGCUGCACUCGUACGUGCUUCGGCAGACGUUCGAUGACUCGGUUGGUUACAAUGGGCUGAUCACGGGCGACGGUGUGACGCUCCCCGACGUGAAGACGAUGGACAACGGCGCAUGCGUCGAGCUAUUGCGUGGCAUUCAACUCAGCGAAAAGGUGGUAAAAAAACCGGCCGGCGUGCUGGGUGUCAUGAACAAGGCAUCGUCGUCCUUCAGGUCCGGAAAAAGUGGUGAUAAGAAGGACGAGGAGAUGAUGCAGACGCUCGUGUCACAGUUCGGCGUCCACGCGUCGUUCGUGGCGAGUCCGAGCAUGGCCGGCGCAUCGGAAAGAAACCUGUUCGGCAUCAAUCAUUACGCCGGCGGCUGUUCUUACGAUGUGUCCGGGUUCAUCGAGAAGGACACGGAUAUCCUCGAUCCCGCGUUUGUGUCCCUGCUCAGGACCUCGUCCGAAGGCUUCAUCGUCAAGCUCUUUUCCGGGCCGAGUAUGGCCGCGGAGAAGCACUAUAAAGAUGAGAGCAUCAUCGUUCAGGCUCAGGUCUCUUCCCGCCCUCUUCGUCAACCCACCCCCCUCCGCUCUCGUGAAGGCCAAUUACUGGCCGAUGACCACUCUAUCCUUGAUCCCACCAAGGUUUACCCCGUUACCACCCAAUUGAACUACAACAUCUCCGAGCUCCUCCGCAUCCUGGAUAACACACGCUCAUGGACGGUGUCUUGCAUACGCCCGAACGAUUCAGGAUCGCCGAAUUCAUUUGACAAGCGCCGCGUCAAGUCACAAAUUCGCUCUCUUCUUCUUCCUGACAUCGUUGCCCGGCGUCGAGUGGAGUAUACCGUCGAGUUCGAGCAAACUGCGUUUUGCGAUCGUUAUGUGCCGACAAUGCGUGGCUCCGAGGGAGAGCGCAUUCGACAAUGCGCGCAGGCGAACGGCUGGCAUGAGGGCAGAGAUUAUGUCCUUGGUCAUCGUCUGAUCUGUUUGGCUUACCCCGCGUGGAAGAUGGUGGAGGAUGUUGUCAGGGCAGCGGAGAAGGAGAAUCGCACUGCGUCGAUGGACGGGGCCGAAGAAGAUGACAUUGGUCCCGACGAUGCCACCGAGAACACUCAUCUGAACGCGCCUAGCUUGGUACACAAUCCGUUCGCGUCUAGCGCCGACAAUCUCGUGUCUCAGCAUCAGACCGGUGGCUCAUAUAGUCCUUCCAUGCAAGGUGGCUACGGCGGAGGCGGACUAUCGACUCCUAUCACGCCCGGUGCACAUCACUACGACGAUCCUGAGGGCAGCGCAUGGGACUCCGAAUGGGGCGAUAAGAAGGAUCGGGGUGCAGGAGAAGGCGCUACUCCACCUGAUAUACCCCACAUGUCGAAGGAAGGUAAUGGUCUCAUCGUCAACCAGGCCCCGAAUGCCGUAGAGGCUGUUCCGUCAAGCCGAUCGCGCAGGAUGUGGCUAUGGGUAGUACGGGGGUGCACGUGGUGGAUACCGACCUUCCUGCUCAGCGCUGUAGGGAGGAUGAAGCGUCCGGACAUACGCCUGGCAUGGCGAGAAAAGGUCACGAUUUGCCUGCUCAUCUUUUUCAUCAACGCUCUCGUCAUCUUCUACAUUAUCGAAUUUGGGCGCCUCCUUUGCCCGAACUUCAACAAGGCUUGGUCUGCCAACGAGGUCGCAGAGCACACGGACGACAAUAAUUACUGGGUCUCAAUCCAGGGCUGGGUCUACGACGUCUCGGAUUUCGUCCACGGCGAUCAUAGUGAUAUCAGCGGCGAGGCUAGCAAUGGCGAAGACACGCUCGACGCGCUUGCGGGACAGGACCUGACGCAAUACUUCCCAGUUCCGCUUUCUCUGGCCUGCCCAGGGCUUGUCGACGAUCAGACCCUUACGUUGACAGUGAAGAACGACACCGUUACGAUCACGCAGGCUGUGCAUACUUCUGGUUCGUUACAGUCCGCCCAGAACACGAAAUUGGACGAUGCGGAUUGGUACACUUCGAGGUUCCUUCCCAAAAUCAAGCAGUUCCGCAAAGGUCCAUUGGUUGUCACAAAGAAAAAGAUAGCUGCUGAAGCCAACGACGACGAUAUUGCUAAGGUCUGGGCGAUAUACAAGGACCAGAUUUUUGAUCUUACGGACUACGAGAACACAGUCACGAUCAAUUCCGCCUCCAGCACAUACCAGUUCUUAGAUUCCGAUAUCGUAGGUGUGUUCAAAGAGCGCGCUGGUCAGGACAUCACGAAACCACUGGAUGCCGUCCUCAAGACGAAGGAUUCGAGCACCGUCCAGAAAAACAUGGAUUGCCUCAGUAACGCGUUCUACGUCGGCAAAGUCGAUUUCCGCAAGAGUCCCAGAUGCCAGGUCCAGAACUACUUCUUGUUAGCAGCCUCCGGCGUGCUCAUGGCGUCCAUGCUUGUUAAAUUCUUGGCCGCUCUGCAGUUGUCCCCAAAGAGAAAUCCCGAGCUUCAGGACAAGUUUGUUCUUUGUCAGAUUCCUUGCUACACUGAGGGCGAGGAGUCAUUGCGGCGGACGAUUGAUUCCUUGGCUGCCUUGAACUACGAUGACAAGAGGAAGCUGUUAUUCGUCAUCUGCGAUGGCAACAUUAUUGGUAGUGGCAACGACCGGACGACCCCGCGCAUCGUUCUGGACAUCCUCGGUGUCGAUCCCAAGCUAGACCCCGAACCACUCCUGUUCAAAUCCAUCGGAGAAGGUUCCAAGGCGAUCAACUACGGGAAGGUCUACUCUGGACUAUAUGAAUUCGAGGGUCAUGUCGUACCGUAUAUGGUAGUCGUCAAAGUCGGGAAACCUACCGAGCGAUCGAAACCCGGUAAUCGUGGCAAGCGCGAUAGUCAAAUUCUAUUGAUGCACUAUCUCAAUCGCGUGCAUUUCGACUCUCCGAUGUCACCGCUGGAGCUGGAGAUCUAUCAUCAAAUGCGCAACGUCAUAGGGAUUGACCCUGCAUUCUACGAGUAUAUAUUUACCGUGGAUGCCGACACUACGGUCACGACGGAGUCCUUAAACCGAUUGGUAGCCUCAGCAGCCGACGACUCGAGUAUAAUUGGUAUUUGCGGAGAGACCCGUCUGGAGAACGAGGAGGGUUCAUGGUGGACCAUGAUCCAGGUAUACGAAUACUACAUCUCGCAUAACCUCAGCAAGGCCUUCGAGAGUUUGUUCGGUUCGGUUACCUGUCUUCCCGGAUGUUUUACCCUCUACCGCAUCCGCACUGCUGACAAGGGUCGCCCUAUCAUCAUCUCCAAUCGCGUCAUCGACGAAUAUUCGGAACCAAACGUUGAUACGCUGCAUAAGAAGAAUCUGUUCUCGCUCGGCGAGGAUCGUUUCUUGACAACCCUUCUUAUGAAGCAUUUCCCGACGUUCAAGACGAAGUUCAUCCCGGAUGCCAUCGCUCGCACUGUGGCUCCGGAGUCCUGGCGCGUGCUGCUUUCUCAACGUCGGCGAUGGAUCAACUCGACCGUCCACAAUCUGUGCGAACUGAUCCUGCUGCCGGAAUUGUUCGGAUUCUGCUGCUUUUCCAUGCGUUUCUUCGUGUUCCUUGACCUGCUCGGUACUUUGAUCUUGCCUGCUACAGUUGUCUACUUGAUCUAUCUCAUCGUCGUCGUUGCUACCGGAUCCGCGCCCCUUCCUAUCAUAUCGAUAGCCAUGAUAGCAGCUGUCUAUGGUCUUCAGGCUCUGGUCUUCAUAUUGAGACGCGAGUUCAUGCUCGUCGGGUGGAUGGUUGUCUAUAUCCUCUCAUAUCCGGUCUACAGCUUCUUCCUACCGGUCUACUCCUUCUGGUGCAUGGACGAAUUCGGUUGGGGUAACACUCGCCUGGUCAUUGGCGAGGGCAAGGACAAGAAAGUCGUGCUCAAUGACGAUGAGAAGUAUGACGAGUCUAUGAUCCCUCUCAAGAAGUUCAGUGAGUACGAAGCCGAAACCUGGGAAACCGUAUCGCACCGUUCGGGUGAAUCGGGUUACAACUCUCGAUCGCGUUCGCGUCCACCAGCGUCUCGGUCGCAAUCGCCGUUACAUCCGUCUUCUCAAUCCGGCGACUAUUACCGCGACACGAACCUCGUAGCACAGAAGACCGGCGUCUCCAAUAUGAGCGAGCGUCUGCGCAAGCAAGGGUCCAACAGCAACAUGUCACAGUACGGAGCCGCCCAGCAAAUGUACGGCGGAGUGCCGCAGCUUCCGUUCAUGCCGUUCGCUAGCGGCCCCGGCUCUGCUGCUGGUUCUGACUAUGGCGGACAUCCGAUGCAUAUGCCACCGAUGGGCUUCCAGCACACUGGCGGUAGCAUGUACGGCAGCAUGUAUGGGCCAGGGGCCCCGGCGAUGUCGCAGUAUGCUGGGAGCAUGUAUGGUGCUCCUCAGAUGCCAGCGGUAGGCCAGUUCGGCGAGAUGGGCGGAUCCCAAUCGGGUCUCGGAGCGCCAACGAUGAGCAUGAACCAAAGGCCGAUGUCCACCUUCUCCAUGGCGACGACAGUCAAUCCGUUCGCCGGCGGACCGAGCAUGAAUCCUAACCCCACUGACGAAGAACUCUUCACCGCGCUCCGCAAUUAUCUCAGCACACAGGAUCUCAUGACUGUCACGAAAAAGACUGCGCGUGAGGCGAUGACGGCCCGCUUCCCCAAUGCGGAUCUCUCGACUCGCAAGGACUUCUUGAAUGAGUCAAUCGACAAGAUUCUCUCUGACGCGUGAACGUCCGCGCCAGGUGGACGUAUGCACUCUCUUCCCGCAUGUCAAUGAUUGGACAGUUGGACUUGGACGGUUCGGACUAUCAUUUGUUUCUUCAUCACGUACGGACUUCUGCAUUGGCAUCUCACCCUCACCAUACGUACACUAUGCAUAUUUCUAUUAGUGUCAUUAGAAUCCUUGAUAGCAUGGUCUCUCCAAUGAACCGUCGAACAAUUCUAAU